UAUCAGAAGCAACUGCUCAUGGACGGCGGGGACGUUAACGUGUUCGCUGGCAUUCUUUCUGUCAGCCUUGCUAAAUAUGUCUUUGCAUGGUGGGCCCAACGCAGUUCUCAGAACUUCAAGCUAGUUGGAAGAGUUUCUGGUUUGUACCUUCACCCAGUUAAGUCCUGUAAAGGGAUUGACUUGCUCGGUGCGGAAUGCACUAAGUUGGGCCUGAAGGUCGGCGAUGUUGGGGACAGGCAGUGGAUGGUAAUCAGAAAGGAUGAGACAUUUGUCAGCAUAAGAGAGGAACCAUCUAUGGUCUUUAUAGAGGUCAGCAUCCAGGGCGAUUGUUUGCAUCUUGAUGCUCCAGGAAUGGAGACACUGAAAGUGCCUGUUCAUAUGCCAUUGAAUACCACAGAUGUCAGGAACUGCAUAAUGCGGGACAUGCGCUGCACAGGCUUGGACUGUGGGCAACAGGCAGCUGAUUGGAUGAACAGAUAUUUGAAACAAGAUGGAAUGCGUCUUGUAUACUGUCAUCCAAGUUUAUCCAAAAGGGAGAUGAGGACCAAGAAAACUUAUUUCCCUAAUCGUUCAAGACCAGGAGACCAGGCACUCUAUCCAGACUUUAGUGCCUUCCUAUUAAUGUCAGAAGCUUCUGUGAAGAAUGUCAACAGUAACCUGCCUGAAGGGAAAGAAGUUUACAUGCGAACUUUCCGUCCAAAUAUAGUUGUCUCUGGUUGUCAUGCCUUUGCAGAGGAUGGUUGGCAGAGAGUUCGCAUUGGAAACAACCAGUUUGUUAGGCUGAAACAUUGUCAGAGGUGUAUUAUGACUACUGUGAAUCCAGAAACUGGGAUAAAAGAUCCAGACAAUGAACCACUGAAAUCAAUGAGCAAAUACCGCCAACAUCCAGAUUUCCGUACCCCUGUGCUUGGGAUUAAUUUAGCAGCAGAUGUCUGUGGACCUAUCAGCGUUGGGGACCCAGUGUAUGCAGUAUUAUCUGAUUGAGUGAAUCAGAAUGAUGGAUUUUCAAACAUUUUUUUAUACUUGCCAAAAUGUUUGCUUUUUUAUAAACAGCUCACAUUCCUCAAUGAGCAAAACUGUGUUUUAUAUACUACUGUAAUUGACCUUCAUUUAUUAAGAGCAUGCAGCUGAAUAUAGAGCUAUUUUUUACCACUUUUACUGAUGUUAACAGGGUCUUGAGAAGCACCAGCAUUGGCUUGCUAGAGAAGGCAGAUUUAUGCCUGUUAAAACACCAGUUUGUUCAAUUAUUACAGUCAAGUGCCAUAUUAUUGGAGUUAUACAUUUAAUAUUUUACAAAAGAAGUAAUUAUUUUGUUUGCACAAAUAUUUUAAACAGCAUUCCAGGUAAAUAAAAACUAAUGUGGAGGUUAUAAGAAGUAAUGUUGUUUUAAAAGUGGAAGGUAUCUGUAGUUAUGUUAUAUAGAAUUCGAAGCUUUGGACGCCACCGUCUUCACUGUAGAGGUAUAACACAUUUUGCCUUGUCUAAAAUAAAGUACAAUUUUUGUAAUCUAUGCUUAGUCUUUAAAUAAAAACUGUUAAAUUUGAAAGAUUUCAGACUCCCAAC
Lingula anatina is the source of this 1563-nucleotide messenger RNA. RefSeq names its product mitochondrial amidoxime reducing component 2. NCBI's taxonomy places the organism in Eukaryota, Metazoa, Brachiopoda, Lingulata, Lingulida, Lingulidae. Gene Ontology annotation, molecular function: molybdenum ion binding; catalytic activity; pyridoxal phosphate binding. The record is from RefSeq and is a predicted model, not a curated record.